Messenger RNA from Erpetoichthys calabaricus (reedfish), 3595 nucleotides. RefSeq names its product aldehyde dehydrogenase 4 family, member A1 (gene aldh4a1). Gene Ontology annotation, molecular function: L-glutamate gamma-semialdehyde dehydrogenase (NAD+) activity. The coding region runs from base 121 to 1797 and encodes 558 amino acids. The transcript is spliced from 15 exons. The record is from RefSeq and is a predicted model, not a curated record. Lineage: Eukaryota; Metazoa; Chordata; Cladistia; Polypteriformes; Polypteridae.
UCUCCAUAAGCAAUUGGCCGCCAAGCCGACAUUAAGGAAACAUUAUUAUCCAUAUGCUUGUGCACUUGACAGGCUGCUUUCCUCGUGUGACUUUUAUAAUUGGGACUUCUAUUUCUGCAGAUGAACAUGCUCCGAUUGCGAAGCACGAUAGUCCACACCUGGAGGGGAUUAACAACAACUCGCCACUGCUGUGUGGAGGUAAAAAACGAGCCCGUCCUGGACUUUAAUCCUGGAAGCUCAGAGAGGAAGGCACUAGAAAAGGCCCUGCAAGAGCUCAAAGGGAAAACAGAGGAGGUUCCUUGUGUGGUAGGAGAUGAACACAUCUGGACCAAGGAUGUUCGAUAUCAGGUGUCGCCUUUUAACCAUUCUCACAAGGUGGCCAAGUUCUGCUAUGCUGAUAAGGUGCUACUGAACAAGGCCAUCAAUGCCUCCCUUGCUGCGCGGAAGGAGUGGGAUCUCCGACCCGUCCAGGACAGAGCACAAAUUCUGUUCAAAGCUGCUGACCUGAUCAGUGGGCCUUACAGAGCAGAGCUGCUGGCAAAAACAAUGAUUGGCCAGGGGAAAACAGUGGUCCAGGCUGAGAUAGACGCUGCAGCUGAACUGAUUGACUUCUUUCGCUUCAAUGCCAAGCAUGCCAUUGACUUGGAGCGUCAACAGCCAUUAAGUGAGGGUAGCAGCACAAACACUGCUGUGUACCGGGGUCUGGAGGGAUUUGUUGCUGCCAUUUCACCUUUCAACUUCACAGCUAUUGGUGGUAACCUGGCUGGUGCACCAGCUCUGAUGGGUAAUGUUGUCCUCUGGAAACCCAGCGAUACUGCUAUGUCAGCGAGCUAUGCCGUCUACAGGAUUCUCAGAGAGGCAGGACUCCCCCCAAAUAUCAUUCAGUUUGUUCCGGCAGAUGGGCCUGUGUUUGGUGACACUGUGACAGCAUCCGAACACCUGGCAGGCAUCAACUUCACUGGUAGUGUCCCGACCUUUAAACGUCUCUGGAAACAGGUGGCAGAAAAUCUGGACCAAUAUCGGAACUUCCCACGCAUUGCUGGAGAGUGUGGGGGAAAGAACUUCCACUUUGUUCAUAAAUCAGCAGAUGUUUCCAGCGUGGUAUUGGGAACAAUCCGCUCUGCAUUUGAGUAUGGUGGCCAAAAAUGUUCUGCCUGCUCUCGCAUGUAUGUACCUGACAACCUGUGGCCAGCAGUCAAGGAGCAGCUCCUGGAGAUCCACAAGCAGCUGAAAUUGGGCAAUCCUGUUGAGGAUUUUGGGACAUUCUUUUCAGCCGUUAUUGAUGAUAAGUCAUUUGCUCGCAUCAAGAAGUGGUUAGCUCAUGCACAGUCUUCCCCGAACCUAACUGUCCUUGCUGGAGGUCACUGUGAUGACAAGCAUGGCUACUUUGUGGAGCCUACCAUUAUUGAAACAAAGGACCCACAGGAUCCCAUCAUGAAGGAGGAGAUAUUUGGCCCGGUUCUGACAAUUUAUGUUUAUCCUGGUGACCGUUAUAAAGAUGUCCUACAGCUCAUUGACAGCACCUCUCCGUAUGGCCUAACUGGGUCAGUGUUUGCACAGGACAAAAACAUCAUAGCUGAAGCGACAAAGGCACUGAGGAAUGCAGCAGGCAACUUUUACAUAAAUGACAAGUCAACAGGAUCCAUAGUGGCACAGCAGCCAUUUGGUGGCGCUCGUGCCUCAGGUACCAACGACAAGCCUGGUGGACCACACUAUAUUUUGCGCUGGACCUCUCCACAAGUGAUUAAACAGACACACGCUCCACUGACUGAAUGGAAAUAUUCUUACAUGUCAUGAGCAGGGAUGACAAAAUAAAAAAAAAAAGCUCAUGAAACUUGAUUCUGCCUACUUAACUACUGACCUGGAGGACUGCACAAAGGACAAAUGACUACUUCAUGACUACAAUAGAAUUUUGGAAAUCUAGAGAAAGAGGAAGAAUCAACUGAAUCAACUGUCUUCUAAAAAAUCUCCAUUUGCUUUUUCAAUAGUUUACCUGUUUGCACAUCAUUUUCCGAAUGGUUGCAGACUGCAUCUGUAAGCUCACCCGCUGCUGUAAUGGGAUGUAGUCCGCACCUCCGAGGCUGCACCAUAUUCUGAGUGUAUCCCAGAAGCCACAGCUUGUUCCACAAGAUUAUUGUUAACCUCUCAGAGGCCACACCAUAUCGUGAUGGCUUGCAGCUUCAUUCCCAGAGUUGCUUGCUCACUUUUUAGAGUUUUGCUUACAUUUCAUACAAGAUCUCAUCUUUCCGCUUGAGCCCUCUGAAGCAUCAGUCAGUUCAUGGGAGGCUAAUAUAUCUGCAUUCUUUUAGCUCAAACAGGCUGUCAGGUACAUGCAUAGUUACUUUCUUUUAUAUUUUUAAGCACAACAAAAGGAUAUUUUAACUUGGUUGAAAACAUACUUUUACAUUGCAACAAUAUGAAUAUCGGCUGAGUUAGUUUAUAGCUUUAACUGAAAUGAAGUACAGCUCUGUAAGUUUGAAGUCCUUCAAUGACUACACUGUACUUUUUAGAACUAUAAUGUACAACACUUUUCAAGGACUUUGCAUUCUAGUUCAUUUGUUAAUUUAUUAUUGAAAUUUUAAAUCCGUCCACUUUUGCUUAUUAUGAUUUGGCUGCAGUUAAAAAGUAGUCACUUUUGUUACAUGCUCUCUUAUUCUAUAAUUGUGUAUUUGAAACUUGUUAUGAGUAAACUAUAGUCCAGGAGAAAUAUUGUCUUGAAUAUUAUAGCAAAAUAUCUUUCCUGCCAUGUGCCUUCAUAUCCAAAACUACUUGAUGAUCUAAACCCAAAUAAAUACACAAGCUUAGAUUGUGGGUAAUAGUGUGAUUUUGUACAGUGUUUAGAGGACUAAUGCGUCAAAUAUAACAUACGUACCUUGAAAGGAAGAGUACGUCUUGAUGAGGAGAAUGCUUAUUUUCAAUUAAGAAAUGGAUCAGUUCUUGAACACCGAAAUCAGCACUAAGACUUUAACUGACGUUGAAGAAGCAGAUUGGCUCUUGUAUAGCAUUUUUAAAACAAUUACGGUUGUUUUUAAUCUAUGGGCUAGAAAUUGAUGAUUAACUGCAAAAUAAAAAAACGGAAAAAUGGCCCUUAUUAAAAGAACAGACCUUUGUGAGCAGCAUUGCCUUGGCUUGAAGGGUCACUAUCACAUUAAUGAAUAUUAUGGUCUUUGAAGGUGGAAGCUUUCCUAUAUUUCUAGCAAGGAAACUUAACUUUUCUAGGGCCAGGAUGGCUUCCAAAAUAGUGACAAAUUUAAAAGAGCACAAAAAAAACAGUAAUCCGUAGGAAGCAAAGCCUAAGUGGUGUCCACAUGUUCAGCGUGCCUGUUACAUAUAUUUUAAAUAUCUAAAGUCUAACUUAUACAAUACAGUAUUGAAGAGAAUUUUAAACAUUGAAAUGGUACAAGCAAAUUAUUUUUUUUGAAUGUUUUUAUUACUUUGUCAAUUUUAAAUUUCUGUUAAAAAAAUCAAUGAAUGUCUAGAAUGAUCACUGAGCUUUGUAUUUUACUUAAAUAUAAGUGUUAUUUUAUUGGAAUAUUCUACUGUAUUACUAAAUACUAAUCUUAAAUUUUAAAUAAAAAAAAUAACAAAACCUGCA